Molecule: messenger RNA, 1539 nt
Organism: Nerophis lumbriciformis (worm pipefish)
Lineage: Eukaryota; Metazoa; Chordata; Actinopteri; Syngnathiformes; Syngnathidae
Gene: proca
Product: protein C (inactivator of coagulation factors Va and VIIIa), a
Biological process (GO): blood coagulation; proteolysis
Cellular component (GO): extracellular region
Molecular function (GO): calcium ion binding; serine-type endopeptidase activity
Source: RefSeq, a predicted model, not a curated record
CAGUCCGGGGCUGCAGACUGUGGACUUUCAGUAAACACUAGUUAGUCAUUGACGCAGGAAACACAACCAAGCAUCUUCAUCAACGCCAUCAAGCAAGUCAUUCGUUGUCUUGUACGUCUCGCAACCUACGGGCUUCAUCGAGGUCUCUUUCUGAAGGGGUGAAAAAGGCAUUGACAUGAGUCGCCUCGCCUUCUGCGUGUGCGUCGCGGUCGCCAUGUGGGCGGAGUCUACACUAAGUCGGUCAGUCUUUUCAGACCCUCCAAAGGCGCAUAUGUUGUUGCGGUCCCGCCGCGCCAACUCCUUCUUGGAGGAGCUGAAGCCUCCUUCAAUGGAGCGUGAGUGUGUUGAGGAGACCUGUAACUUUGAGGAGGCCAUCGAGAUCUUCAAGACCAGAGAGGCCACACUGGAGUUCUGGACCAAGUACUCAGACGGGAACCAGUGUGAAACCCACAAGUGUGAGCACGGAACAUGCGUGGACAUGUUCAAAGACUAUGCCUGCCGCUGUAACCCCGGAUACGAGGGGAAGUACUGUGACUACCUUCAAACGGCGACAAACUGCAGUGUGAACAAUGGCGACUGUGACCACGAGUGUUCCGAGAGCGGGAACGGCACUAAGAGGACGUGCAGCUGCGUGAUUGACUACACGCUGCACGACGACGACAGGAAGUGCGUCCCUAAAGGGGCGAGGUCUUGCGGUCAGCUCCUGAUAGGCCGCUCAUCCUACUCCAAGCCCGUAGAUGGCCUCAUGCCCUGGAUGGUGGGUGGCGAGGUGGGCAAGAAGGGUGAGAGUCCUUGGCAGGUGUUAGUCCAGAACGCCAAAGGACGCUUUCAUUGCGGUGGCGUGCUCAUUGACGAGAGUUGGGUCCUGACGGCGGCGCACUGCCUUGACAACAAUCUGCGCCUGCGAGUGCGACUCGGUGACUACGAGCGUUUCCGCAAUGAGGGCACUGAGGUGACUUUGCCAGUCGUCGAGGCCUUCAAGCACCCCGACUAUGACAGCGUGACAGUGGACAACGACAUCGCCCUGCUGCGCCUGGAAAGCCCCGCCCCUUUCUCGGAGUACGUCCUGCCAGCGUGCUUGCCGAGUCGUCAGCUGGCCGAGAACGUGCUUCACCGCAACGGGACGCCCACUGUGGUGACGGGUUGGGGCAAGGAUAGCAUUGACAGCGUCCGCUUCAGCUCGGCACUCAACGUCAUCCGAGUGCCACUGGUCAGCCGCGACGUGUGCGCCGGUCUCAUGUCGCACAACAUUACCGACAAUGUGCUGUGCGGCGGCAUCCUAGGCCAGCGUAUCGACGCCUGCGAGGGCGACAGCGGCGGUCCCAUGGUGACGCUCCACGCUGACACUUGGUUCCUGGUGGGCUUGGUCUCGUGGGGUGAGGGCUGUGGCCGCGAGGACAAGCUGGGCAUCUACACCAAAGUGUCCAACUACAAUGAGUGGAUCAACACCGUGCGUGAAAACUGGGACAAAAGGGGACACCCUCCAGAACCCUGAUGUGCACGUGUGCACACUCCUUCAAUAAACGGAUCAUUCACCUG